Saprolegnia parasitica CBS 223.65 is the source of this 1212-nucleotide messenger RNA. RefSeq lists its product as hypothetical. Gene Ontology annotation, molecular function: metal ion binding. Lineage: Eukaryota; Oomycota; Saprolegniomycetes; Saprolegniales; Saprolegniaceae. Bases 11 to 1177 code for a protein of 388 amino acids. The record is from RefSeq and is a predicted model, not a curated record. The transcript has a single exon.
GUUGCCAUCCAUGCACGGCCAAAUUGCCUCUGUCGUUGAAGCAGGCACCAAGGCGAUGGACAAGGAGGCGCUGUUAAAUGGACCGUUGAGCGCCAGCCGUGGCAGCGACCGGGCGCGAAGCCCUCGUCGGCGUCAAGGGUCGCGUCGCUCGCGCAGCCGCACGCGAAGCCCCGUGCGCGAUCGCCGAAGCCCGCGUCGUAGCCCGCGCCAGACCAACGCGCGGUCACCGCCCCGGUCUCGCCCAACGUCCCGCAAGCCCGAGCCGCACCGUGGCGACGGAAAGGUUGACCCUGAGCUCCGCGAUGUCAACGACGACCCGCGCGUGGGUACGGUCCUCCCGUGUGCGAUCAAGGCCGCGCGUGGCAAUACGGGCCGCAACACCGAGUCGUUCGACCCAGCGUCGACGCUCGUGCGCCCAGCCAUGCGCAUCAUCGUCGGACCGAAGAAGCCCGUUUUCGACAAGCCGCUCAAGCACGACGACGUGGUCGUCGUGCCCGACUUCUUUUGCGCCGAGGACGACUGGAGCAUCUACUACAAGCUCAUCGAAGAGAUGCGCGCGGCGCAGUCGAGCGGCGCUGCCAAGUCCGAGUGGAUUCCGUGGGCGGAAGGCUGUCACUUGAUUUCGCAAAACCCGACCGGGUCGCCCACGUACGAGAUGGUGCUCCGGCGCGCGAGCGAGUAUUUCAACAUGAAGGCCGGGUCCCAGGGCACGCGCUUCAACUGGUACCGUGACUCGUCCGACUGGAAGCCGUUCCACCACGACUCGGCGGCGUACAACCCGGGGCGCGCCCGCACGCAGAACAUUACUGUCGGCGUCUCGUUCGGCGCCGAGCGCGAGCUGGCCUUUCUCCACGCGCAGAACGGGUCGCGCAUCUACUUUCCGCAGUGCAACGGGAUGCUGUUUGCGUUUGGGCGCGACGUCAACAUCAACUGGAAGCACGGCGUGAACGCGCUUGCGCCCCAAGUCUUUUGCGGCAAAGGCCGGAUAUCCAUCAUUCUCUGGGGCCUCGCGCAGGACGUCAUCGAGGAGCCCGAGAGCCCCGCGCUCUUGACGAACGAUGCGCGCAACGGCUUUGACAACCGAGGCCGCGCGAAUGGUGAUGUGUGCCGCGACUUCCAAGCCGGCUCGUGCCGCUUUGGCGACCGCUGCAAGUUUAGCCACGCGGCGCGUCGCUAGACAUAAAUCUCUUGGAUAGACCAUCUUGUACUGCC